UUUUAAAGACGUUAAGUUCGAGACAAAGUGUUAUUGUUUUUUUUUUAUUUAUUUAUUUCUAAAUUAUUUCUCUGUAGAAAAAAAAAAACAGCUGGAGACUGGUGUUAGUUAUUGUCAAUGGGUGGCGUUAAAUAAUUAGUUUAUCAUCAGCUGUUUAAAUUAGUUUCUUUGUUUAAUUUUUUUUAUUUAUUUAUACCUGAGAAAAUUAUAAAUCGCAUGCGCAUAAAAAAUUUAGAUUACGCGAGAGAGAAACAGAGAAAUUGGGUUGAUCAAUUCAGUUCUCUGGUGGCCGGUUUGAGAAGGACUGCCACAUUAGAGAUUAAUCAAAAAAAAUAUUAUAAUUUUUUAAUUACAUAUAGCCAUUAAUUUCUUAUUAAAGAUUUAUUUUUUCCCAAUCAGUUGCGAGUCAUUUUAAAUUGUAUUGGUGGGUGAUCAAGUUCAAGCUGACCUGAAUAUCCAAAGUCAAAUUAAUCAUUGACAACAAUGUCUUGUGCCCGAAUUAUCAGUGCACAGCGGCUUUCAAGUUUUGCUGCUGAUAUUCAACAAAGAUGUUUCAGCAGCAGCCCAUUGAGUUUUGCUGCUGCAAAAACAGCAAUGUCAAAAUUCGACAAAACUACCUAUCUUCCAUAUGACAAACUCGAUGAAAAUAUUAAAAUCGUCAAAAAAAGACUUGGACGACCAUUAACAUUGUCGGAAAAGGUACUCUACUCUCAUUUGGAUGAUCCAUCAAAACAAGAAAUUGUACGAGGAACAAGUUACUUGAGAUUGCGACCAGAUCGUGUUGCUAUGCAAGAUGCAACAGCACAAAUGGCUAUGUUACAAUUUAUUAGCUCUGGUUUACCAAAAGUUGCUGUACCAUCAACAAUUCAUUGUGAUCAUUUAAUUCAAGCACAAACUGGUGGUACUGCUGAUUUAGCACGUGCCAAAGAUAUCAACAAAGAAGUAUAUAAUUUUCUUCAAACAGCUGGUGCAAAAUAUGGUGUUGGUUUUUGGAAUCCAGGAUCUGGAAUUAUUCAUCAAAUUAUACUUGAAAAUUAUGCUUUUCCUGGUUUAUUAAUGAUUGGUACAGAUUCACAUACACCAAAUGGUGGUGGUCUUGGUGGUCUUUGUAUUGGUGUUGGUGGUGCUGAUGCUGUUGAUGUUAUGGCUGAUAUACCAUGGGAACUUAAAUGUCCAAAAGUCAUUGGUGUUAAAUUAACUGGUGAAUUAAAAGGAUGGACAAGUCCAAAAGAUGUUAUAUUAAAAGUUGCUGGUAUAUUAACAGUCAAAGGUGGUACUGGAGCUAUUAUUGAAUACUUUGGACCAGGUGUUGAUAGUAUAAGUUGUACUGGUAUGGGAACAAUUUGUAAUAUGGGCGCUGAAAUUGGUGCAACAACAUCAUUAUUUCCUUAUAAUUAUCGUAUGCAAGAUUAUUUAAAAGCAACUGAACGUGCUGAUAUUGCUGCUGCAGCUGAUAUGUUUAAAUCAAGUUUAUUAACUGCUGAUGCAAAUGCAAAAUAUGAUCAAGUUGUUGAAAUUGAUUUAUCAACACUUGAACCACAUGUUAAUGGACCAUUUACACCUGAUCUUGCACAUCCAAUUUCAAAACUUGGAGAAUCAGCAAAAAAAGCAGAUUGGCCAAAUGAGGUUAAAGUUGGUUUAAUUGGCUCAUGCACAAACAGUUCAUAUGAAGAUAUGGGAAGAUGUGCUAAUAUUGCAAAACAAGCAUUAAAACAUGGUCUCAAGUCUAAAUCAAAAUUCAACGUAACACCAGGCUCUGAACAAAUUCGUGCUACAAUUGAACGUGACGGAAUUGCUGCUACACUUCGUGAAUUUGGUGGUGUUGUUUUGGCAAAUGCUUGUGGACCAUGUAUUGGUCAAUGGGAUCGUCAAGAUGUUAAAAAAGGAGAAAAAAAUACAAUUGUAACAUCAUACAAUAGAAAUUUUACUGGUCGUAAUGAUGCUAAUCCACAAACUCAUUGUUUUGUAACAAGUCCAGAACUUGUUACAGCAUUAUCAAUUGCUGGACGUCUUGAUUUUAAUCCAGUAACUGAUAAAUUAAAAGGUGCUGAUGGUAAAGAAUUUUUAUUAGAUAAUCCAUUUGGUGAUGAACUUCCAACACGUGGAUUUGAUCCUGGUCAAGAUACUUAUGAUGCACCACCAUCAGAUGGUUCAAAAGUCAAAGUUGAUGUUGAUCCAAAAUCUGAUAGAUUACAAUUACUUGAACCAUUUGAUAAAUGGGAUGGAAAAGAUCUUGUUGAUAUGACAAUUUUAAUUAAAGUCAAAGGAAAAUGUACAACUGAUCAUAUAUCAGCUGCUGGACCUUGGUUAAAAUAUCGUGGACAUCUUGAUAAUAUUUCUAACAAUAUGUUUAUUGGUGCUGUUAAUGCUGAUAAUAAUGAAGUUAAUAAAGUUAAAAAUUUAUUAAACGGUGAAAUUGCUGGUGUACCAGAUGUUGCUCGUAAUUACAAGAAAAAUGGUAUUAAAUGGGUUACAAUUGGUGAUGAAAAUUACGGUGAAGGUUCAUCUCGAGAACAUGCUGCACUUGAACCACGUCAUCUUGGUGGACGUGCAAUUAUUGUCAAAAGUUUUGCACGUAUUCAUGAAACAAAUCUUAAAAAACAGGGUAUGCUACCAUUGACAUUUGCAAAUGCAAGUGAUUAUGAUAAAAUUCAACCAACUGAUAAAAUUAGUCUUCUUGGUCUUAAAGAUCUUGCACCUGGAAAGCCUGUUCAGUGUGAAGUUAAACACAAGGAUGGCAAAGUUGAUAAGAUUGUUCUUAAUCAUUCAUUGAAUGAGCAACAAAUCGGCUGGUUCAAAGCUGGCUCUGCCCUUAAUCGUAUGAAGGAAAUUGCAGCAGGAAAAUAAAUUAUCUUCUUUUACAAAUAUAUUUUCAAGAAAAAGAAAAAAAACAAAUAAUCAAUUCAUUUUGCGUAACAAUUCAAUGUGGAUAAAUUGUCAAUUCCACAUUGACUCAUAGCUCAUUAAUUAUAUACGAAAAAUAAAAGA
This is a messenger RNA of Aphidius gifuensis, 2988 nucleotides long. RefSeq names its product probable aconitate hydratase, mitochondrial. Gene Ontology annotation, cellular component: cytosol; mitochondrion. Bases 484 to 2847 code for a protein of 787 amino acids. Lineage: Eukaryota; Metazoa; Arthropoda; Insecta; Hymenoptera; Braconidae. Gene Ontology annotation, molecular function: 4 iron, 4 sulfur cluster binding; aconitate hydratase activity. The record is from RefSeq and is a predicted model, not a curated record. The transcript is spliced from 6 exons. Gene Ontology annotation, biological process: tricarboxylic acid cycle.